UAUUAAAUGAACAAGUUGAAAUAUAAAUGUUGGAUUAACAGUUCAAAUUCAAGGGAGUGUCUCGAAAAGAAAGUGGGAGAAGAUACCCUUCCACUACACCAACGGAUAUAUCCUGGAUAAUUACACAGGUUUCAAUCUAGCUUACCUGUGCAUGAAGUAUUCGGGCUGAGCUAUUGUGAUUGAUCACCGUCUGUCGUCUCUGUUAUUUCACGCCUUUCUGCAGAUCCCCUCUGAAGUUACUGGUAAGAUUUGCACCAAACUUGACCUGUAGCAGGCUUGCAUUGUCUUUAGUAAAAUGGACAUACAACAUGGCAACGGGUGGAAAACUUGGAAUGUCACAAAUCGAUGCAUCUGACGCUUUGCAUGAUUUCUCAUGUACUCCGUGUUCCGAAGACGGCAAACAUAUGGAAGCAUUGUUUCAGUGUACUGAUUGCCAGAUCUUCUAUUGUCAAAGAUGUGUGUCGAUCCACAACAAAUUCACAAGAAACCAUAAAGUUCUUGAGAAAUCGUCGAAUCUAUUCAAACAAGGUCCAAGACAACAAAAGUUAUCUUGUACAAGUGAUCUGCCGACGGAUUUGUGCGAGGAACAUCACGGAGAAAUAAUCAAGAUGUUUUGUGGACAACAUAACAUAGUUUGCUGUACUGUCUGCAUUGCCAUGAAACAUAGAUCCUGUGAAGGCGUAGAAUAUAUCCCGAACAUCGACAAAGGACUUCUCAAGACAAAGGACAAGGACAAAACUAAAACAUCUUUGGAAAAAGUAAAAGAUGAUUUGCAGAAUCUGAAGUCCAAAAUGCAAAAUGAAUUGAAGAAGUUGAAUGUGCAACGAGACGGUAUACUGGAUGACAUACAUGUGUUUAAGAAACGCAUUAUAGCCAAACUUGAAGAGUUGGAGAGAAAAUCAAUAACAGAUGUACAGGACAAGCAUAAAGAGAUUACAGACAAAAUAACUUCUAGCAGCAAGAAAAUCGAUGAUAUACUGAAAGAUGUGUCACAGCAACUUGACAAGCUUAAAGAAUUUAGAAGUAACAAUGAAGCUCAGCUUUUUGUAGAGAUUAAGGUUGGUGAAGAGAAGAUUUCAGAGGGAAAUGAUUGUGUCAGACAAGCUGCUGCCAAAAGUAUGGAAACUCUGGUUUUUGAGGUGAACAGAAGAGUAGAGACUUGUCUAAGUGAGGAACAGACGAUUGGUAAACUAACCGUUAGGACUGCAGACGACAAUGUUGGUCUUAAAAAAUUUUCAUCAUAUAAAGAAAAGAAACAUAGUGAUGAUUUGCCUCCGGUACCUCAAAAUAGAAACGAACCAUUAAAAUGUAAAAAGUGUGGGAUGACAUAUUUGAACACUACGUUUUUAAAGAUGCAUAAAGUGAUGAGUGGAUGCUAUUAAAAAGAAACCAUCAUACUAUAAUAGACAUUCAUGACUAUAAAUAUGUUAUGAUAACUUCUGUCACUCGUCAUCUUCUAUUUCAAAGCAUAUAUACUAAACUUGAAAAUAUAUCUUUUGACGAUAACCUUAUCGAAAAACUAACAGUAAUCAACUGUAUUGUUCUUUCAAGUUUGAAUGCAAUGAUUUCAGGUUA
Molecule: messenger RNA, 1575 nt
Organism: Mercenaria mercenaria
Lineage: Eukaryota; Metazoa; Mollusca; Bivalvia; Venerida; Veneridae
Exons: 5
Coding region: 309-1382 (357 amino acids)
Biological process (GO): positive regulation of DNA-templated transcription
Cellular component (GO): nucleoplasm; chromatin
Molecular function (GO): zinc ion binding; ubiquitin-protein transferase activity
Source: RefSeq, a predicted model, not a curated record